Molecule: messenger RNA, 329 nt
Organism: Sinocyclocheilus grahami
Lineage: Eukaryota; Metazoa; Chordata; Actinopteri; Cypriniformes; Cyprinidae
Product: 40S ribosomal protein S20-like
Exons: 2
Biological process (GO): translation
Cellular component (GO): small ribosomal subunit; ribosome
Molecular function (GO): structural constituent of ribosome; RNA binding
Source: RefSeq, a predicted model, not a curated record
UAUAUAGUGUGUGCCGAUUUGAUCCGAGGUGCCAAGGAGAAGAGUCUGAAGGUGAAGGGUCCUGUGCGUAUGCCCACCAAGACUCUUCGUAUCACUACUCGCAAGACGCCAUGUGGUGAAGGUUCCAAGACCUGGGACAGAUUCCAGAUGCGGAUUCACAAGCGCCUCAUUGAUCUUCACAGUCCAUCUGAGAUCGUCAAGCAGAUCACCAGCAUCAGCAUUGAGCCUGGUGUUGAGGUGGAGGUCACCAUUGCAGAUGCAUAAUUGCUGUCACCCCACUUAAUCAGCUGUGUGUUUGCUCUCAGCUCAAUAAAAUUGAGAUUUUUGGA